Puccinia graminis f. sp. tritici CRL 75-36-700-3 is the source of this 2592-nucleotide messenger RNA. RefSeq lists its product as uncharacterized. Lineage: Eukaryota; Fungi; Basidiomycota; Pucciniomycetes; Pucciniales; Pucciniaceae. The transcript is spliced from 2 exons. Bases 164 to 2185 code for a protein of 673 amino acids. The record is from RefSeq and is a predicted model, not a curated record.
AAGCCAACAUGAUGACCAUCCUCAACAAUUAUAUUUCAAUGACUUCCUAAAGCCGAUCUCCUACACACAUACGCCGUCGAACAGCUCAUUCCAGCUAUAACCACGUCCAUUCUCUUCGUUUGGUAUCUGCACUCUGGGCGAAUAUUUAUUGCGGGAUAACAUCAUGAGUCGAUCAACCACCACGCUCAACGGAUCCCGUUCGAAUGCUCAAACCAUCGGACGAAGACCGGCCCAAACACAAGCUGCCACUCCCAACGAUUCAACACGAUCCAUCCUACUCAAAAACAACUCAUCCCUCUCACAACUCAAACCAUCACGCUCAAGGUUAACCACCCAAUCAAAGAACCUGGUAGAACCUCGAACGCCAGCUACCUUAGGUCGUCGAGUUAACAACCUCAACCUCCUUUCUGGCCGGAACUCUCCCUCCCAAACCCCUCUGGUGACCAUCAAACGAGAUGGCAAGAGUCGCUUGCCCAGAGCCGCACCCACGCCUACUGCCCAAACUCCCGGAAUCUCAAACCCUGGGACCAAGAAAUUAAGAGUCAAGAAAUCCUCGACCUUACAAGCUCAACCUGCCACUCCAGCUCGCUCCUCAUCCUCCAGUCUUGCUCUCACUCCUGAACCCCCGACCGCUCUGCAAACAGAAGUACCAAAACCUGGCUCAUCAACUCAUCUGACCACCGUCGAUCCCGAUGCAACACCCAAAAAGCCCCCAUCCCGAUCUUCUUUCAAGCAGAAUGCAGUCCUCACCAGCUCGGAAGAUCAGCCCAGCUCCAAACUCCCACUCCCUCACACCAUCACCCGUCCCACUCCGCAGACCAGCAUCGUGUUCCCGUCUAUUGUCGAAGAACAAACGCCGAAGCGGCCGAUGACCAGGGCACGCUCGAAACAGAUCCUCGACCGGUCCACCUCCUCGCUUGGGGUCUCGCCACCUGAGCAGACUGGGAUCUCUCAAAUCAAACGAAAGCCUUCCCGAGUGAUGCAGAUUGCACAAGCUUUCCAACAGGAGUCUCAGCUACUGACUGAUGGGCAUUCCAAAAACAUGCUAGGGGUCACUCCCCAGCGACGGCCAAGCAAUGGCUCCAACACCUCGGCCGUCUCACCCACCGGCUCACUGGUCGGGAACUCCUCACCCAACAUCUCCGCCCUCGCGGCCUCCUUGAGCAAGCAACACGGACAGCGAGACCGACUGAGUAAGGCGCGCUCGUCGGUGACCGACAUGCUCCGUUACUCGACCAUGUCCACCCUGGGCGGCCUGCAUUGGGAAGACGGGGCGGGCGAGGGACUGUUGACGGACCCAGACGAAACCGAGGCGAUGGUCGCUGACAUCUCCAUGAGCAACACCCCACUCAAACCCGCCGUACAGUCCGCCGCUAUCGCACUCGCCUCUGCGCGCGCUAACUUCCUAACCAUCGUCCAAGAGAACGAACAGGAUCCUCCCAAAAAGAUUUCCCACAAGCAAUCCGAAUCUUCGUUGAACACCACCAGCUCUCGGAUCAAAAAACGCCCCUCCUUCGGAUUUAUUCCCGCAUCUACUCCUCUCUCUAGAUCCCGGAUCUCCGGGACCUCAUUUACCUCAAACUCACCGAUCAUCAACCAACAACAACAACAACAGCAACAAAUGGUGAUCCAUGAAACGCAACUAGCCACGCUUUCCGCCUCCUUAGAACGAUCCCAACAACGCGAGAUCGAGCUGGAGAAAGAGAUCCAGAAACUUGAGCAAAGAAGCGAGCAUGAAAACUCGCUCAAGAAGCUGUCUGAUCAAGAGCGAGAGAAGGCGUUGGUGGAGGAGAUCGGACGGUUGGAGGAGGAGGUAUCGGGCCUUCAGGAGCUCAACAUCGAGCUCGAAAACUCGCUCGAUUCGGUCCAGUUCGACAACCUUGAACUGCGCAAUAAGCUGGACCGGUUGCAGAUCGAUCAUCAUCGACUGCUAGCUCUCUCCCCCUCCGAUUCUUCUUCUUCUUCUAAUCUCCCCCCGUUUUCUUCAAUCACGCUCAAUUCUCAGCCUCACUCCACUCCCAAUCUCAACUCUAAUCUUCCUCUCAAUCACUCUCCUCGAUGCUCGAAAUUCGAAGCUUUCGAGCUCGAAAUCGUCGCCGAAAUCGCCGCUAUCAAAGAUCAAUUGAAGCUCAUCCAAUUCAUUAAGAUCUCCCUGGCUUUGGGCUCGGAUCUUGUUUCUGAUUAAUUCUUUCUUGGGGCAUAUCCGUUCCUUUUUUUUUGUUUCUGCUGUUUCUUCUUCCUUGUUUUUGAAUUUUGUCUCUUUUUUUUUUGUUCAAUGGGUUUGGGGGCUGGUUUUGGUUGUUGUAUUCAGAUCAAUCUUGGAAUCAUGUCUGGUUCCUCUUCUUCUUCUUUUUUUUGGGGGGGGGGAGGGAAAAUGAUGUUUCUUCCCACCCUUUCUUUUUCUUUUUUUGCAUUCAAUAUAUACCACUCAUCAUCAUCAUCAUUCUUUCUUUGGGGGGGUUUUUGUGAGACUUGCAUUAUCCGUUUUUGUUUCCCUUCUAUUUGUGUUCCCAAUUGAAUAUGUAAAUUUACAUCCAUACAUAGAUACUCAACAUUACUUAUACUAAUACAAUAUCAUUGACAAGGGUUUUU